Messenger RNA from Homarus americanus (American lobster), 6085 nucleotides. Its product is annotated as protein Fe65 homolog. Gene Ontology annotation, cellular component: nucleus; cytoplasm. The record is from RefSeq and is a predicted model, not a curated record. Bases 801 to 2633 code for a protein of 610 amino acids. Lineage: Eukaryota; Metazoa; Arthropoda; Malacostraca; Decapoda; Nephropidae. The transcript has 15 exons. Gene Ontology annotation, molecular function: amyloid-beta binding; transcription factor binding. Gene Ontology annotation, biological process: regulation of DNA-templated transcription.
GUGGGCCACGGGACCACCGCUGCUGGACCUUCACCACCUCCUCUUCGUUAGCUGUUCUGUGGCACUUAACCCCUUCCCCUUCCUUACAUUUGGCACUGUCGUUAUUCUGGCACUUUCGCUAUUUUGAAACUUUUAAAAGGAGAUUCAGGUUUUUUUUUUUUUUACAAUCAUUGUAGUUUAACCCCGUAUCGUAUUGAAAGACUUGUCAACAAAAACGAAAUUCUCUCUAGAAAAGCCGAUACCUUACUGACAAUUAUCUGAAAUAACAUUAUUAACUCAGGUGUUAUAAGUGACUAAAAUAAACAGAAAUAGAAAAAAAUAAAAAAUAAAACAUCUCACUAACAAGACUCAAAACAGUGCCACCUAACCACAUGGAGUUUAUCCUUCUAACCAAUACUACAAAGAGGACAAAAUCUUCCACCCCACUCUUGGCUAGAACGUCGACGUGACUUGAUGCAUUGUGGAGUGUCGCUUCGCCGCCAUCAACCAACAACAACAUCAUCAUACUUCGCCGUCCUUCCUCUCUGCCCUCCCUCGCUCGCCACCCACCCUCAUUGCCCUCCCUUGCCGCCCUCCCUCACCCACCCUGUCUGACCUGCACGAAAGACUAUCUAGAAUCGUCACGGAGAGAAGGAAAUUUUUUCCCUCCGCUGUCAAAACGAGGCUGAGUAUCUGGCGCUGAAGGAGGAAGACUAACAACGAAGGCGCUGAAGGAGGGUACAAUAAUAAUGACGCUUGACCCUGAUUCUUCUCUCUCUUGUAGAUAAUUCCGACGUAGCCUGCUGGACAAUGAGGGCAUAAUGGGUCGGAAGCAAGGCCUUAGCUACUCCAUCAACCAGCCUGACCUUAUCGAGCACGUCGCCCACAGGACCACCAGCCUUCAGCAGCAGCCUAAUAACCAGAUCGUGUCCAACAAUCAGGACGACACGGAGAACGAUGACAAACGUAUGGUAACUCCUGACGGUGGUGAAGGUGGAGUGGAUUCAGGCGUAGUGACAGACGGAGGUUCCACAUCUUCCUCAAAUUCCUCGCAUCAAGGGCGACAAUCCCCAACUCACAUUCCACAUAUGACAGCUGGCCACACACAGGACUUGUAUGCUCUGCCGGUAAAGCGCCCCCCGACACAGACUGGCUCCCAGCACUCAACCCCGACACAUCAACCCACACAAAAUAAUCAUGAAGAGGAGAAGACCGACCCACCGAUAGAGGACACCCUUCCCCCUGGCUGGGAGAAACAUGAAGAUAAUGAUGGACCAUACUACUGGCACAUCAAGAGUGGUACCAUCACCCGCACCCCACCUGAACCCUCGGAUGCGUUGACUUCUGCGCCACUGAGGGCAGAGAGGAGGAAUAAGGAUCCCGACCAGACGAGUGGUAGUGUGGCAGGAACAGUGACCCGCAGCAACACCUCGUCUGCUCUGUCUGAACUCUCAGACUCUCGUCCAAGGACUGCUGCUGUGGAUAAUGCCUACAAGCGACGCAGUUACCCAGCUCGUAGCGACAUAACAGAAGGCAGUGGUGGACGUCCUAUCCGAUUUGCUGUGCGUUCCCUCGGUUGGGUAGAAAUUGCCGAAGAAGACCUCACACCUGAACGAUCUUCCAAGGCCGUCAACCGAUGCAUAGUUGACCUUUCUGUUGGAAGGCGCGACGUUUUGGACGUGGUCGGAUGUUGGGGAGACGGGAAAGACUUGUUUAUGGAUCUGGAUGAAGGCUCCCUAAAACUUGUUGAUCCAGAGAAUUUGACAGUACUAAACACACAGCCCAUCCACACCAUCCGCGUUUGGGGUGUUGGGCGUGACAACGGCAGAUUGCUGCGUGGCGAACUGUCUGACAGGGAGAGGGACUUUGCAUAUGUAGCCCGUGAUCGUGUGUCGAGGAAGCAUAUGUGUCAUGUGUUUCGUUGUGACACCCCUGCUCGCACCAUUGCUAACACACUGCGGGACAUAUGCAAGAAGAUUAUGAUCGAACGCUCUCUUCAGCAGAAUAUGAACAAAUCCCUUGACUCAAAUUCAUCAGGCGGAGGCAGUGCUAGCAGACUUACUCGACCAACUAACCUUCCCACCGAACAUCGCAGACUUCAUCGUCACUCACAGAUCAUUCCACCUCAAUCAUUCCCAACACCAAUGGAGGAGCCAAAGAAAGUGAUGCGGGUGCAGUAUGUGGGCGUCCUGCAGGUGGAGAGACCUUCUGGAAUGGACGUACUUAACAGUGCAAUUGACAGAGUGGUAGAGUCCAACCCAAGGCCCUGGAGGAACGUGUCUGUGGCUGUUGCUCCCUCCACCGUCACCAUCACAAACACAGAUGAUGGUAAACAAAUAGCAGAAUGCAGAGUCCGAUUCCUGUCCUUCUUGGGCAUUGGUCAGGACGUGAAGCAUUGUGCCUUCAUCAUGCACACGGCCCAGGACCAAUUUAUUGCGUAUGUGUUCCACUGCGAGCCAUCCACCGGCGCCCUCUGUAAGACCAUUGAAGCGGCUUGUAAGGUUAGUCCCGAGCUGAGAUACCAGAAGUGUUUGGACGCGCACCCAGGUGUAAGUCGUGGACGAGGAGCAGGUACUCCCCGAAGCAUUUCAGCCACUUUGCGCUCUGUGUUCGGAUCCAUCACAGGACGAAAGGCUCGGUCAGCUGAAUCCUGAGAUGAGGACUCACCUCUGCAGGACUUCUGGGUCCAACCUGCAGAGCGUGAGGUCAUUCCGCACCGCCACCUGACCAGUCCUGGAGGAGGCACCCCUUCUCCUACUAUGUCAGGAUGUCCCUUUUCCUCACGACAGGUGCAGGCGCUGGUCUCUCCCACGUGUGAAUCUCCCCAUUCAUAUAGUCUCCAUCGCUCCCCAACCACUCCAGCCCUCAUGAUGCAAUCCCCUCCCACACCUGCCACACCCAUGUCCCCUAUGGAUGCCCUCCGUCGCCUCCAGCUCCCCCCAGAUUUAUCCCCUUCACGGGAAGAGGAAAUCGACUUAGAGGACGGAGGAGUUGAUUUAGAGGAAGGAAUUCCUCAAGAGGCUGAUUUAGAUGAUGAUGAGGAAGAUGACAGCUUAGACAAGUUGGGAGGUACGCUGCGCAAUGAAUGAGGCCGGCAACUUUCUCCUUCAGGAUUGAAGUGCCAUUUAGUCUACUUGGUAAACAGCCUAAUAUUUUACCUGGCAGCUGUGAGGGUAUGCAUGGAGAGUUGGCAUUAUCCAUUUCAGAUGAUAUGAAAGGAAAUGGCAGUUUUUACACUCACUUCUCUCUGCCUUGUUAAUAACCAAGUUAAGUUGGUCUGGAGAAUGGUCAAGACUACAUUUUCUCUAAGAUCUCUAUUUAAGUGUCCCUCCAUACAGCCACGUGCCGAGUAGAUACAGUAUGCCACCUAUAUUCCCACUUUCAAUGAACCCAUAUGUCUAAUCCCUGCGCUGGUACUUCCAUCAUCCUUCUGACCUCUUGAGUUCCUGUUUAAUCACCCUCCACUAACCUGCAGAGUGACAUCUAAUGUGUCAUAAGUGAUAUAUAAUAGAUGUGUCUGGAAAGAGAUAGAUACUGUACACAAGUAGAACAUGGAGAUAGUGUAGAGUCCAUUACAAGGGGUAUUGCUCCAAGCCCAAGUAAUGUGAGUGUGUGGUUUGGUGUAUGCGUGUGAUUUAGUGUACGCACGCUCAGCAGGACCCAGAAUGGCUGGUUGUGUGUAAACUAACUUGUGUCACAAAUCUUCUGCACGUACUCACUAACGCUGAGUUUGUAAAUGUAAGAAUAUCAUAAGAACAUACUCCUAUGCUCUCGUUUUGGCAUGUCAACUUUAAUAGCAACCUCUAAGUGGGCAUAACACAAGAAUUCAUGGGGAAUUCUUACUUUAUGACUGCAGCCUAAAGCUUCACGGUGUUCCGGGGAAGAGAUCAUCAGCAGGGGAUCAAGUUGUGCCUCUGCUUGCAUAGAAGUUUUGCUAACCACUAACACAUUGAUGUACAUUUGUGAAUGUUUCAUGUGGCCUAGUGCAACUGUGUCUUUUUCUCUGCUUUAACACUUCCUGUCAUGGGAAAAAGCCAUAUGUAAUAGGUUGACUUAAUCAUUUUAGGUCAAAGCAUCUGUCAAACAUAUUAAUUUUAGCUCUUUGGCAGUAUUGUCAAUAAUGAUUUUAUAUUGUCAAUAUAUCUAUUUAACAAAACUUUGUGUACAAGCUGGAAAGUGCUGAAAAUGAUUGUGUUUGUUCUUUGGCUGAAAUCCAAAUUGGUAAGUCAGUGUAUACAAUAUAGUGACCAUAACAAUUUGCUGAAUAUGUUUUGCAAACCUAGACAUCUUUUAAUCUCACUGUCGGCAGUGUUCUUAUUUUUUAUUAUUAUUUUACUCUUAACUGCGGAUCAAGGUUUUCAUCCCAGAUUCUCUCGGCUUCGUUCUAACACUAACCGUAACUCUUCAGCUGAACUCCUGUAGGCUACUUCUAAUCUUGUUGACUGUGAGUGAAUGUUCUCUUGUUACUGCAUAUAGCCAAGUAACUAGUCGUUAACAUAUUGUACUUAUGAGUGGAGCUUGACUGGAGAAACUUUAAAUAUUUAGGGAUUAAUAUCAGUGAGCACAAGGAUCAUAGACGGCUUGUAAUAUCUAAGAGAGACUGCAUGGGUACAUGAGAACGGCCGUAAGUAAAUAACGUUGUAGAAAAUAGACGGCACGGACAUGGGGACGUUGUAAAUCUUCCCCGUCUGAAGUUUCCUUUGCUUGUAGCUCCCAUCUGUAGUAUAUACAAUAAUAACUAUAUUUCCUUGUGCCCAUUGUGAACAACACGUACAUACAAAAGCUCGGGUGUUAAAAAAAAAAAGCAGUGUAUUGAUAGCGAUUUACUUUGGUCAAUUCACCUGAGCCUCCUCGAACUGACCCACAUUAAAAGCCGUAUGAUCCAUCAGGGUUGGAUUCCCCGUAAGUGCAGCUACAGGAAGCGUCUCAACGGAUCAUCUCAGUGACCUAGUAUGUUGCCCGUCAUCUGUUGUUUGUUUUCGUUGGUCAUUUUUAAUACUAUAGAACACUUAACACAGAGGGUAGAGAAGCAGUGCGAUGAUGUGGUGUGUUGAGACGACUUCUACCAAGGAGUGAGAGGAUGGGUCACGGCAGGAGUACAGUAGUCCACACAUGUAGCCACGCCAGCAACUAUGACCUAUUUAUCAAUAUUUCCAGUCAUUGGUUUUGUCAUACUCUUUGAUUUAUAGUGACAAAAGUGACUUGUACUGUAUAUUGAAAGCAAAAUUGUUAACAUUGAUUAUUUUAAAAACAUUAUUUAUGACUUAAGUAAAUUUCCUAGUUUAUUAUUUAAUUUUUUAUGACAGUAAAUGAAGAAAUAUUUCCCUUUUUUUUAUUAUCAUAAUGGGAUAUUGAUAGUGAUAAGUAGAUUAGGUAAAAAUAGAAAUAAAUGUGUUCAUCCAUUGUGAAUCUCAUGAAGGAUUGUUGUUGCUGGUUAUGUUACAAAACAGUUACCAUAGUCACACCAGCAGCAUCACCCAUUAUUGUGACUUAAUCUCAUAGGUUUAUAAUGGGGCAGUUAUAACUUUUAUCGGAAACAAAAACAAAAAAUAUAUAUAUAUAAACUUUGCAGAACCUAGUAGAGAUUUUUAUUUUAUUUUUAAGUCUUUUUAACAGAAUUGUAUAAAGUAAGGAUAUAUAUAUAUAUAGUCACAGUUUUGCUUCUUUGAUAGUAGAGAGGUUCCUGCAUAGGUUUACAAAAUGCCAUACUUCUAAAAACAUUCCACUGAUGUAGUUGUUAUGUUGAGGGAGUGUUGUUACAGUGACAUACAUCUGAUGAUAGAGUGUUAAGGCUGUUUGUAAUUUUGUUUAUUAUUGAUCAUAAUCCAGUCAGUGUAAUGGGCCAGGGAAACAACUAUACAGUUUCGUGGUAAUUAAAACUUUUUGCAUUAUUUCAUUAAACUUCAUUUGAAAUGCCUCUUGAGAUGUAAUACUUGAUGGGUGAAUUUUUGUGUAUUUUUGUAUUUAAGUUACACAUACAUGUACGUACAACUCUUCUGGCAAGUCAUGUAUUUAAGUGCCUGUCUAUUUGCAUUGCAGGCGCUUACACAAUCUUUAUCAAUGUUGAUACCCAGGUGUGAGCAAAAUACAUUAUUACAUAGGAUAA